AUGACUCAAUUAAUAAGCUAUUAUGGUUUUUUUAUAAUGGCCAUGUUCUGGUGGUCUGUAACCACUGCAGUUUAUAAAGAUGAGGCUUAUAAGAUAGAUUGGGAAAUUCAAAAUAUUGGGGAUUUAAAAUGCAUAGACAGAUCUGGUGAUUCAUUUAUUGUAUUAUCCGAAUUAAAAAAUAAUAACGAUAAAUCUUUGCUAAGUUGGAUUAAUGUUGAGACGGGUGAUAUAGAAUAUAGACAAGUCCUUACCGACACCUAUGACGGUUUUGCUAUCAACAACAACAGCAACACCGUUUAUUUGAAAAAUAAAAAUGGAAAGGGGACAUUUAAAGCAAUUGAUGCCAAGUUUGGGUUUGCUCAAGAGUUAACUUUAGAGGCAGAAAGUGAGCUUUUCAAAGAUUUGAAUUUUACUAACGCUUGUAAAAAUUAUGGUUUUAAUUCGCUAGUCAAAUUGGAUAAUGCGGAUCACUCCAUAAAAAUUUUAGAUUCGCAAGAUGGUAAAAAUGUAGUUUUGAAAGCUGUUUUACCCGAUGAUAAUGUCAGUGUUUUGUAUUUAGAAACAGACCAUGUUUCUACAUUAGAAUACUUGAUUUACAACCAAAAUGAUGACAUAUAUGCUUAUUUCAUGUAUGUUAACAACACGUUGGUUAAUUCUUGGUAUAGAGACGAAUCAGUGUCAGAUGUCACUGCAUACACCGUUAUUAGCCCACAUGACAAAAAUAUUGAAGAUGAUAAAGAGUCUUUAGAAAUCGAAGAUUCAAAGAAAAACCUUUGGGAUGCCUACAUUUAUAGACUUCAGACAAAUUUUGCCAAGUUAAAAAAUGCUUUGAUUAAAAGGAGACUUUCGCUCAGCAAUAUUGUGUUGGAUUUAUUUACAGAAGAUAAAAGUGUUGAGGGUAUUCAAAAGAGAAAUGAGAACUUUGGCUUUAACAAAUUGCUUUUAGUCGGUAAUGAAAAGGGGGUCAUCACAUGCUUAGAUUUAAACAAUGGUACUAUUUACUGGAAUUACAAAACAGGGGUUCCAAUUUCUAAGUUGUUAACUAGGAAAAAUGAACAUGAGCUGCUUGUUUUUUCUCCUGGUGGCGAAAUAAUGAGUUUUGAUAUUUCCAAUACUUAUGAGAGACCAGAAAGUUUUACUAGUAUCGAAAAGACCAUUAAAAACAGUAAAGUUGCGUUGUUAUCCAAUGGCGAUGACAUUUUUGUAAAGUCUGCUCAGGGUACCAAUAAUGUAGUUUUGCAUAACAAAAGUGCAACAGAUGUUGAGAAUUAUGAAUCUGAGUAUAUCAUUGAUCAUGAUUUAUAUUCUAUCACUGCUUUCAAACACGAUGGCGAUAAACUAACUGAAAUUUGGAAGUACAGUGUCGACCCUGUUUGUGAACAUAUUUCUGCAAUCAGUGGUAAGGAUAUUGAGGAGCCUAUUGUCAAUAUCGGUGUCACCUUGGGCAAUAGAACUGUUUUGUACAAGUAUUUAUAUCCACAUUUGUUUGUCGUUGGGAUUGUAAACACGAAAUUGAAUUCAUUAACUAUUCAGAUUAUCGAUAGUGUUACUGGUGAACUUGUCUAUUCGACUAUUCACAAAAACAAUGUUGCGACUGAAAAGCCAGUAAGUGUCGCGUUUGGUGAAUAUUGGGUAGUUUAUUCUUAUUUUGCCAAUGAACCAAUUCCCGAACAAACUUUAAAUGUCAUUGAAUUGUAUGAAUCAUUAACUCCAAAUGAGAGAAUGAGUAAAGAAGUAGAAAAAGAUGUCUUUGAUUCUCGUGCCCCUCCGGCAGUUAUUUCAAAAUCCUAUUUUUUCCCUGAUGUCAUUGACAAUAUUGCGUUGACUAAAACUAAAUUUGGUAUUACUACAAAGGCUAUCAUAUUACAAUUGGAAAAUGGCCAAAUAACCUAUUUACCUAAAUAUUUAGUAAGCGCCAGAAGGAAAGAUGAAAAGGACAUGACAGACGAUGACAAGAAAGAAUUUAUGGCUAGUCCGUAUGUAGGCACUAUUCCUAUAAAUGAUAAUUUUGUUAUUACACAUUUUAGGGAAAUAAUUCCAGUUAAAACCCCACAUUUGGUUUCAUUUCCAACUAAUUUAGAAUCCACAUCGUUUGUUUGUAGUUUUGGACAUGAUAUAUUUUGCACUAAAGUAGCACCUUCAUCUCAAUUCGAUGUUUUACCACAAAAUUUUGAAAGAGCCCAAAUAAUUUAUACAAUUAUAGGGUUAUUGGUUACAUUAUAUUUCUUAAAACCCUUUGUUGAAAAUAAAAAUUUGAAAUUGAAAUGGUUGGUUAAAGAAUGA
Messenger RNA from Saccharomycodes ludwigii, 2283 nucleotides. RefSeq names its product Emc1p (gene EMC1). Gene Ontology annotation, cellular component: EMC complex. The coding region runs from base 1 to 2283 and encodes 760 amino acids. The record is from RefSeq and is a predicted model, not a curated record. Gene Ontology annotation, biological process: protein folding in endoplasmic reticulum. Lineage: Eukaryota; Fungi; Ascomycota; Saccharomycetes; Saccharomycodales; Saccharomycodaceae. Gene Ontology annotation, molecular function: protein binding. The transcript has a single exon.